GCAUCGUCUAACUCAACCUGUCGUAAAAAAAAAAAAAAAAGAAUAUGCGAAGACUGAAACUUUUGUAAGAAGCAUAAAGAAAAAGAACAACAAAUAAAGCAAAAAUCUUUAAAUUCAAGCUUUGAUUUUUGUUCCUAUAAAACCAAAGCUCUGUUUCUUUUUACCUAAUAAAUUUGCAAUCUUUGGUAAAUUUUGCAACUAUUUUUGGGUUACAUUUAGAUAUGCAGACGGAAGCAAGAGUUGGUGUGGUAAAUUCAAGCCCAGGAGGAGGAGGAACAAAUGGUGGGGUUGAAACAACAAGCUUGAAAUUUAAGCAGCAACAGCAAGAGUUAUUACAAGCACAAAAAACCCAGAUCGGUACUGUCUCUCAGUUGCUUGCUGGUGGGGUUGCUGGUGCUUUAAGCAAAACUUGUACUGCUCCUCUUGCUCGUCUCACCAUUCUCUUUCAGGUGCAAGGUAUGCAUUCUGAUGCUGCCACAUUAAGAAAAGCUAGUAUAUGGCGUGAAGCAUCACGAAUUGUUGGUGAAGAAGGUUUCAGAGCCUUCUGGAAAGGGAAUCUUGUGACUAUCGCACAUCGUCUGCCGUAUUCUUCUUUAAAUUUCUAUGCUUAUGAGCAGUAUAAGAAGUUACUAUAUAUGCUUCCAGGAUUGGAAAAUCAUGGUAAGAGUAUGAGUGCCGACAUUUGCAUACAUUUUGUGGGCGGUGGCUUGGCAGGAAUUACUGCUGCAUCUGCUACAUAUCCACUGGAUCUUGUUAGAACACGUCUCGCAGCCCAGACAAAUGAUACAUACUACAGAGGCAUUUGGCAUGCUUUACGAACUAUUUGCAAAGAUGAGGGGGUUUUAGGCCUAUACAAAGGACUUGGAACGACUCUCUUAGGUGUUGGACCCAGCAUAGCAAUUAGCUUUUCAGUAUAUGAGAGCUUGAGGUCUUUUUGGCAGUCACGCAGGCCCCAUGAUUCCACUGUCGUGGUCAGUCUAACUUGUGGCAGUCUUUCUGGGGUUGCAUCAUCAACAGCAAUAUUUCCAUUGGAUCUCAUUAGGCGACGGAAACAGUUAGAGGGAGCUGGUGGACGAGCCCGUGUUUACAAAACAGGGCUUUUUGGCACAUUUAAACACAUAUUCCAGACCGAAGGCUUUCGUGGCUUAUAUAGAGGGAUAUUGCCUGAAUAUUACAAAGUGGUACCCGGUGUCGGUAUAUGUUUCAUGACCUAUGAAACAUUGAAGACCCUUUUAGCAGAUGUUACCACAAAAUUAUAGUUCGUUUUCUUAAAUCCAACUGUUCGAACCGCAACUGAAACUACAGAUUGGUUGAAUUGGUUUAUGUGAUAGCACAACACAAUUUAACUUUCAUAGCUCAUUUUGCAGUGGCAGAUUUUGUUAUGCUACUGUGAUAAAUACAUUUUUCCAUGUAUAUAGAUGGAUGGUGACAUACAUUUCAAGUGUACCCUAUGAUGUCUGCAUCGUUAAAGAUUCAAUAUCGAUGGUGGUCAUCUACGAACACCCUUUUCCCAGGUUCAAGUUUUUACUUAAUUGCAGAAAUCAUUGGCAUGUAUCAUUACAUUCAUAACUUAAAUUUUUAGUAAUAUUUUACCUCUUACAA
Gossypium arboreum is the source of this 1602-nucleotide messenger RNA. RefSeq lists its product as uncharacterized. The record is from RefSeq and is a predicted model, not a curated record. Bases 222 to 1259 code for a protein of 345 amino acids. Lineage: Eukaryota; Viridiplantae; Streptophyta; Magnoliopsida; Malvales; Malvaceae. The transcript is spliced from 6 exons. Gene Ontology annotation, biological process: transmembrane transport.